This is a messenger RNA of Pristis pectinata (smalltooth sawfish), 2167 nucleotides long. RefSeq names its product sterol carrier protein 2a (gene scp2a). Bases 38 to 1651 code for a protein of 537 amino acids. Lineage: Eukaryota; Metazoa; Chordata; Chondrichthyes; Rhinopristiformes; Pristidae. The record is from RefSeq and is a predicted model, not a curated record. The transcript is spliced from 16 exons. Gene Ontology annotation, molecular function: acyltransferase activity, transferring groups other than amino-acyl groups.
UUGUUCCGGGUAAAAGACAGUGUUUCCGACAGUAAAGAUGGCAGCCACCAAGAGGAGAGUGUUUGUGGUGGGAGUAGGAAUGACCAAGUUUGAAAAGCCUGGGGACCUAGACUAUCCUGACAUGGCAAAAGAAGCAGCGGAGAAGGCGCUGGCUGACGCAGGCAUUGCAUAUUCUGCUGUGGAACAAGCUUGUGUGGGUUACGUGUACGGUGACUCAACUUGUGGCCAGCGUGCAAUCUACCACAGUUUGGGGUUGACUGGAAUUCCCAUCAUUAAUGUUAACAACAACUGCUCGACUGGUUCUACAGCCCUGUUCAUGGCUAGACAGCUGAUACAAGGAGGACUGGCUGACUGUACCCUUGCUUUGGGAUUUGAAAAAAUGGAAAGAGGAUCUCUUACUUCUAAGUUCCUAGACAGGACCAAUCCCAUGGACAAACACUGCGAGGUGCUGAAUAAUAAGUAUGGGAUAUCUGCAGCUCCAGUAACACCACAAUUAUUUGGAAGUGCUGGCAAAGAGCACAUGGAGAAAUAUGGGACAAAACCAGAGCAUUUUGCCAAGAUAGCUUGGAAAAAUCACAAGCAUUCUACAAAUAACCCAUAUUCCCAGUUCCAAAAGGAGUUCACACUUGAUCAGGUGAUGAAGUCUCGUCAGGUCUUUGAAUUCCUGACUCUCCUGCAGUGCUGCCCAACAUCUAAUGGGGCAGGAGCAGCAAUCCUGGCAAGUGAGAAAUUUGUACGGAGACAUGGUCUGGAGUCCAAAGCAGUCGAAAUCCUUGCCCAGGAAAUGGUAACUGAUUUGGCCAGCACCUUUCAGGAAAACAGCUGCAUUAAGGCGGUUGGGUUUGAUAUGACAAAGGAAGCAGCAAGAAAAUGUUUUGAGGAAUCUGGUAUGAAGCCCACUGAUGUGGAUGUCAUUGAACUUCAUGACUGCUUUUCAGCUAAUGAACUCAUUACUUAUGAAGCCCUUGGGCUUUGUUCUGAAGGUAAAGCUGGAGAAUUGGUCGACAGAGGUGAUAAUACAUACGGUGGAAAAUGGGUCAUAAAUCCAAGUGGCGGACUGAUAUCAAAAGGUCAUCCAUUGGGUGCCACAGGUCUGGCCCAGUGUGCUGAACUGUGCUGGCAGCUGAGAGGCGAAGCCGACAAGAGGCAAGUUCCUGGGGCAAAGGUCGCCUUGCAACAUAACAUCGGCCUUGGUGGUGCUGUAGUUGUAACAAUAUACAGGAUGGGUUUCCCAGAUCAUGUGCGAAACCAAUACAUCCAAGCAGUUCCGACCAGUGCUGCAUCCAGUGUUACUGGAUUCAAAGCCCAAACUGUUUUUAAAGAAAUUGAGAAAAAACUUCAAGAGGAAGGAGAGGUGUUUGUGAAGAAAAUUGGAGGAGUAUUUGCUUUUAAAGUUAAAGACGGACCAGAUGGGAAAGAAGGACUCUGGGUGGUGGAUGUCAAGAAUGGAAAAGGAUCUGUGGACUUCAAUUCUGAGAAGAAAGCUGACUGCACCAUAACCAUGUCUGAUAAUGAUUUGUUAGCUUUGAUGACUGGCAAGAUGAAUCCCCAGACUGCCUUCUUCCAGGGGAAACUGAAAAUUGCUGGUAAUAUGGGAAUGGCCAUGAAACUUCAGAAUCUACAACUUCAACCUGGCAAAGCCAAACUGUGAGGAUUUAUCACAAGUCAUCUUCAUAACUGUGUAGAAGAACACCAGCCUUUGGCCAUGUGACAUCUUGGUGGCAGGUUGCCAGGGAGGUGGUUAGGAGCUGCUGCCUUCAUCUCUGAAACAUUCUGGAAUAAUGUGCAACAUCUUCUAAUUAAUCUUGAAGUUUAUAAUAUUAGUAUCUUGCUGAGCAGGUUUGACUUUCAACAAAAUGCAAUUAGUUAUAUUCUAACUGAUUCAGUACAUUUCUGAAAAUGAUGUAAAUGUAACUUUGAAUAUAUUUUGUAAAGUGCUUUAUUACCAGCUACAGUAUCUAUCUGUACUAAAUGAGUUCAACAGUUGUUUGUUAAGAUUCAGCUGUCUGAGUUUAAUCUACCCUAAUCCAUAAAUUUAUUAUACUUGCAGUAAUAUUGGGUUUGGGAACCGUCACCUUCGCAAUUCCUUAAUCAGUAAGAUAAAUGGGAUUUAUAACCUACUUGUUCUAGCAUGAUAAGUCAAAGAAUAAAAUUAAAUCGUACUUUA